This is a messenger RNA of Hyposmocoma kahamanoa, 682 nucleotides long. RefSeq names its product protein JTB (gene JTBR). Gene Ontology annotation, cellular component: midbody; centrosome; spindle. Lineage: Eukaryota; Metazoa; Arthropoda; Insecta; Lepidoptera; Cosmopterigidae. Bases 182 to 649 code for a protein of 155 amino acids. The record is from RefSeq and is a predicted model, not a curated record. Gene Ontology annotation, biological process: mitotic cytokinesis. The transcript has 4 exons.
AUGCGAAAAUCAUAAUAAUAUUUCCUUAACUUCAUCGUUCCAUUGAACAGUUAUAUUGUAAUUUAGAAAUAAAUUCUGUAACAAAUAUAAAUUUCGUCCGAUACUCAUGUAGGUCGAAAUAGUUACAAUUAAUGUCGUAGUUAAUUGGUGUACUUAUUUGUGCAAUAUUGAUGAUUCCACAAUGUUUGAGACAUGUUCGAAACAAUGUAUGCUAUUCGGGACAGUGUGUUUGGGAGUUUUGACGAUAGUAGUGUUGAUACUAGAAUCACAUUUAGCAGAUACACUAUCCAGCAGCCAGCGAAUGAAAAACAAGACGUUCCAUAAUGAACACGACUGUGGGAUACAUGUGCCUUACACAAUCAUCAGUGAAUGCCACCCUUGCUCAGACUUUGAAAUCAAAAGCAUGAGCAUAGGAGUCUGUAUGGAGACAAGCUACAAGGAAGUAUUAAAGUGUAAAAAUGGCGAAACUAUAACUAAAAGUUGUCACAGAGUGCCGUAUCUAGAAGAGCGAGCUUACUGGAAAUUCACAAUAUGGUCUUUCGUGAUUGGCUCUAUUUCGUCCCUUGCAGUCAUGUUGCGCAUGAGAAUCCUUAAUCGUAAGGCACGGAUAAGAGCUAGGCAAGUGCUGAGCAAUGGGUCUAUCAAUUGAAAUGUGACAUGCAAAAAUUAAGUAUAAUAAACU